Molecule: messenger RNA, 4823 nt
Organism: Mercenaria mercenaria
Lineage: Eukaryota; Metazoa; Mollusca; Bivalvia; Venerida; Veneridae
Exons: 2
Coding region: 2856-4208 (450 amino acids)
Source: RefSeq, a predicted model, not a curated record
UGUGUUUGUGAGAGAUCCGCCACGACGGGAGUGGGAGCGGGGAGCAGGAGCAGGAGCGGAGCAGAUUGCGUAAUCAAUUAAUUAAUUAAUUAAUUAGUUAAUUAGAUGCUUGGGGGAGAUUGCAUCAUGCGGGUGUUGAUUGCGCGAUUUAAUCUCAUUUGCUGAGGGCAGAAAAAGUGUAUUGAAAGGGAUCAGGUGUUUUUGGCCACUGCUUAUCUUGAUCAAUUAAUUAAUUAUAUAUAAUUAAUAACGAUUUUGUUAUAAGGAGAAGUGCACAGUUCAGUUAAAUCAUAUUUUCAUUUACUAGCUGACUUUUUGAGUGAUGGAUUCGGCAGAGAACGGGUAUUUAACACACUCGGCAGAGGCGGGCAGAUUAACAGCCAGGGGGUCACCUAAUGAAAGCACGAAUAAUAAAGAUGACAAUGAAUCGAACGAAGAGCACGUGACAGCGAACGGUGUUUCAUCUGACUGCCUGUUUUGUGGAAAACGUAUCCCCAGAAAUCGCGUGACAUUCAUAGCGCAAAUAAUUGCUGUGUACCUUAUCAUAAUAGUAGCAGCGGUAAACCUGUCGUUCGGCAAUGGUUCGGACAAGGAACUCUGGAUCGUGCUGCUGAGCUCUGCGGUCGGAUACGUUCUACCAAAUCCAGGACUUAAGUACAACGAAAACAAACUGUUUGUGCGAAGGGAAAAUGCCCAAGAAGGUUAGGGAGUCGGACUCAAAAGUGGAGUAUCUAAGGCGGAUUUACACAGAUCCGUCUCAUCCGGCAAGCUUCAGCGGACCCGGAAGACUAAAGAGGGAGGUAGAGCGUGAGGGGAAGUACGAUUUAAGCAAGUCCGAGAUUCGAUCCUUUCUAGAAUCACAAGACACUUACAGUUUAAACAGGCUUGUUCAAAGGCGUCACAAGAGAAACAGAAUAGUAGUCAGUGGGGUGAAACAACAAUACGACAUGGACCUCUGCGACAUGUCAAAGCUUAGUCGUUACCGUGGCAACAAGGGGACAAAAUUCCUGCUCACUGUGAUAGAUGUGUUCAGCAGACGGGCGUUUGUGAAACCUCUGGGUAACAAAGGAGCCACAACUGUAGCCAAAGCGUUAGGCGAAAUUCUAACAGACGACAAUUUGCCGGUGCGGGUAAGGUCUGACAGGGGGACGGAGUUCACAUCAAGCAAAGUGAAUGAUCUUCUGCGCGAACGGGGCGUGAAGCAUUUCUACUCCAUGAGCGAUCUCAAGUGUCAGCCAGUUGAAAGACUGAACCAAACACUGAAAAAUGCCAUAUACAGGUGGUGCUACGAGCACAGGUCAUAUUCUUAUGUGCCAGUGCUGGACGAACUGGUCUACGGCUACAACCAUCGCGUCCACUCGGCCUUGUUUGGUCUAAGUCCAAGCCAGGUGGACGAAUCCAACCAGGUGAAACUUUGGAACUUGAUGUACACUAAAAAAGAGGGCAAAAACCGGACUUCCGGUGUUCCCAGAUCAUUUAAGUACAACAUUGGCGACUCGGUUAGGAUAAGUCUUGCAAAGAGGACUUUUGAGCGCUCAUACAGUCAAAAGUUUACAGAUGAAGUGUUUCUUAUCAGGGGCCGGGUUUUAAGGGACAACAUACCGAUUUACUUUUUGAUGGACAUAGAGCAGGAGCCAAUCAGAGGCACGUUUUACGAAACAGACAUUCAACGUGUUCAAAAAAAUUUGCAAGACCCCAGAGACUGGGAGAUCGAUAAAAUUCUCAGGAGGAGAAAAGUAGGAAAAAGACAGGAAGUGCUUGUUCGCUUUCGUGGACUGGGACCUAAGUUCGACCGCUGGAUUCCUAGGUCAGCUACUGGAGCGAAAGGGGUGCAUUAGAAGAAGAACAAAUGGAACAGUUUCACGUGGACAUAUGCAGUGAAAACUCUGUGAAGUUAUUUCCGGACAACAAUGGUUGCGAUUUCUGGGUCGGGCUCGACGAAACUUUGGUGCUGAGAAGUGCACGUUGGCGAGUUGCACUCGUAGGUCUGACUGUGGAGAGCGGAAGUGAAAAUGGCGCGAGUCUGAGAGGACAAGACGUGUACCUGUGUUCAAAUCUUGUGGAUUUUUCAGUACUCGGGGGCAAAAAAUCCCAGCUUCUCAGGAGGGUCAAUCUAGGACACGGCCUUGAAACUGGAGAGGGGGGUGUCGUGUUUUCAGUGGACACCGUAGAAAACUAUUCAUUUUACAAAAGAGUACAACAGCAGGAGAUAAAAAACGUGCACAUAUUUGCUCUGACAAAAUCUGGUGAGAAAUUUGAAGACCUCGCCGGGGGCAUUUUGAGCGUAACAUUACACUUCAAAAGCAGCGUGGCGUCUACAGUGUAUUGAAUACACGGCAGUGGGCGGGCUUUAAUGCAGCCAAUUGAGACCAAUUAAUCUACAGAUUGAUAGAAAGAUAAUAUCUGUUAUGACCUUUCUGCACUGAAACUAGUCUGUUACCGACCACGGGUGAAAACAUCAUGAAUUAUCAUUCGGAACAGAGUGCCAGGCAACUGUACAUUCCGGACUUCAAAGCUUGGGAAAAUAUAUAUCAGAGGAGACUACCAAAGAAGUCCGCUGCGUCGGACAAACCAAAGGCAAUCGUGAAGGGAGGCUCCGGGGAGGUCAAGCUGCAGUUCGUGAGUCCAGUCGAGGAAACUGUUGACCAGGCUAGAAGCGAAGUUGAAAGCGGUGGGGACAUCUUCCAGGCGCCAAAAUCGGGGCCCGCGCAAUCUCAGAAAUCAGUGCCGUCGGCAAACGUCAAAGUUAAGGGCGUCAAAAGACAGAAGAAACAACAGUCUGGUGGCAGUAAAUCUAAACAGAAAUUCAGUUACAGGACGUUAAACGAUAUCUUCAGUAAAUCUCGCUGAGGACAAUGUCUGUUCUCUCUCCUUUAAGUGACAAUGAGACAGCUCCUAGCAGCUUGGACAUAUUUCAAGUUUAUCCGAAUCAAGUUGCAGUUCAGAAAUCCGAACUGGAGGACAUACGACCAGUAAGCCAGUACAACGGUGUGGACGCGCCACUGGAAUUCGAAACUUCACUUCAGGGGGACACUUACUGCGACAUGAAAUCAAGUAAGCUUUUCCUAAAGGUCAGAAUUGUAGGGGCUGAUGGCAGCUCCCUGGCGGACACCGCUAAAGUGACUCCUUGUGACAUGUUCUUUCACGCCAUGUUCAAGAAAGUUGACGUCUACAUGAACCGGAACCUGAUCAGUUCAACCGGAGACCUGUAUCCGUAUAAAGCCUACUUCAACAAGCUGUUCCGGCACAAUUCCAGUAAAUCGGGCCACACUUCGGCAGAAUCCGAACUGUUCUUGCGUCAGGACGGCGGAUUGCCCGGAUCGACCAACCCUAACGGCGGGAAUUAUGGAGUGUUCCUGCGACAUAACUUAGGGCGAGGCUCCCGGCAGUUCGACAUGGUAGGCCUGCCGUUAAACGACAUUCUGGAACUUGACCGCUAUCUUAUAAACGGGAUACACCUGAGACUGGUGCUACACAGAAGCAGUUCGGAAUUCUGUCUCCUUAGUGACGAAGACGACAAUGGGCGAGGUUACACUGUGCAGAUACACGACGCAUACCUUCGACUAUGCAAGAUGAAACUCAAUCCUGCCAUUCUACUGGCCCACUCAAAGAUGCUUAAAACAGUGACAGCUUGUUACCCGUUCAUACGCACGGAAACUAAGUGCGCCAACAUAGCCCGAGGCCAGAGCACUUUCUCCUGGGACCAUAUCAACUCUUCGUACCUGCCAAAGUUUGUGAUCGUGGCGUUUGUUGAAAGCGAAUCUGUUCUGGGAUCUUUGAAAAAGAAUCCCUUCAACAUGGAACAUUUUGACGUGCGUCAGCUCAGUCUGCUCGUCAACGGAGUUGCGUGCGCAGGUAAUCCCAUUAACGUUAAUUACGGUGAAGGUCAGGUAAUGGAAGUUUUCAAUAGGAUAUACGGCUAUGACAGAGGCAUUCCGAACGUGAACGCACUCGGGGGCAUUAGUGGGAAAGAUCGUGGUCACGUGGGAAUCAGCAGGGAGGCCAUAUCGAAAGGGAAGGCGGUGUAUGUAUUUGAUCUUGCUCCCGUGAUAAAUGAAGAUUUUCAUUUCGAGCUUUUGAACACUGGAACACUGUCGCUGCACGUGAAAUUUGGUAGUUCUCUAGCACAGAAUGUCACGUGCAUACUGUACGCAGAAUUUGAUUCAUUGUUACUUAUAGACGAACCGAGGUCUUGUAAGGUAGUGUAGGUACAGAUUCAUUUGAUAAACAAGUGACUGACUGACUGACCGGUUGUGAAACACACUGCGGGGAAUCACGUGAUCAAAGUAAUCUCUGAACCAAAAUAAGUUUACCAAAAAAAUACGGGAAAAUAUUUAAGCAACUUUUGCUGUAAAUCUAAGAAAAAUGCAGUCUAUACUCAAACUGAGAUUCAUUAUUUUCCUAAACUUUUUGUAAUUAAACGAUAUCUAUUUAUCUAUCUAUAUAUCUAUCUAUCUAUCUAUCUCAUCAUAAUAAUUUAACGGUAAUUUUCAGUUGUCAUAUGUUAGGCUAUGUUUAAAUUUCAUAUCUUAUCAUGGUAGGAUAACUUUGGUUGUUAAAAAUCAUUUCGAUCAUGUGAUUCUCUACACUGCAUUUGGUAGGCAUUUGAAAAAAAAAAAAAAAAGCUUUCCAGACACGUGAAAUGUCAGGCGAAGAAAAAAAACGGUCUGAGAUUUAACACGUUUAUUUACACAACACAGUUUCCAAAGCACUUAAUUAUUGGCAUAGCAAAACAUUGAAAGAGAAACAUGUAUAUAUAGUUUUUUGUUUAUGCAUUCAUUCAUUUAUUUAUUCAUAAUAAAUGCUGACUCAUGUUUCUGUAA